CUCUGUUCAAGGAGUGCAGGAACAUAAAGGAUGUGCGCGCCUCGAUUUCUGACUCGAGCAUGGCGGAAUUUGCUUACAUCAACGCGGAGACGGUUAUUGAUCCGUUCGUAGUGCAUCUGGCAGGGUACGCGGCGCUGGCGGCGGAAUCUUCGGGGCAGCUGACCACCAAGUCCCUUCACACGGAGCUCAUACAUAACACCAGUGGGAUGACACACGUGGUGGAGUCAUUGAAGCGCUUUGGCGUCACCGACACGAGUACGACACUGCUGGCGGCGCGGUUCGACUGCACAGCUGAGGAGUUGGAGGCCCUCAAGUCACGAAUACAGGGUGAGCAAGUCCCGGUUUCGGAGCUGGCGAUGACUGCGAAUGUGGACCUGAUUGACAAGGUGCGGGCGGUGCGGGCGAGCGGCAGCACAGCGGCCGCCAACACCCAUGUCCGCACCCCCAGCGCCGCCGCUGGCGGUGGACGACCCGUUGGGACGGCGGUUGCAGCGCCGCCCACGGCGAAUGGAUUGACUUUGGGAUCCGCUGGGGCGCCAAGCCGCGGCGGUGGAAAUGGCGUUAGCGGGGCCUGCAGGACUGAGGGCCCUGGCGGCGGCGAUAGCGGCGGAUGGGGUAACAGGGCCACAGUAUCAUCGGCGCUUUCUGGCGCAUCCAGUUCCGCCAACCUGUUAGGAGGUCGCCUCGCCGCGGGGGCCGUGUUUCGUCGGCUGCAUGGCGCAGCAGUGUACUGCCAGACCGGUUCAGCAACGGCACAGGGGAGGCAGGCGGCGGCGGCGGCGCACGGGGCCCGGAGUGUGGCUUUCUUCCGCUCCUUCGCUGCCUCCGCUGUCCGGCUGGGCCCGGCGGCGCCGGUGCAACCGCACAGCCACACCGCGGCGGCUGCCGCCGCCGCCGCCGCCGCCGCUGCCCGUCGCACCCGCAUUGGCUGGCACGCUUCUCAGGCCUACCUGGCGAAUGUACGACAGUCCGUUCAACAAUCUCUACUGGAGGCCAUGGCGCCGUACUGGGGUAGCUUGAGCUGGGGGGCCCUGGUGGCAUUGUCGAAGCAGUCCUAUGCAUGGCUGCCGUACGGCUGGGGCCUGCCUGGCGUACGACAGCUCCACUUCUUCCUCCUCAGCGCCAUCAACGUUCUUGCCAACAACCUACCGGUUACAUUGGCGCUGACUGUGGCGGAAUUGGCGCGCAACGCCCGAAAUUCCCGCGCGGAUGCCUUCAGCUUUUACCUGGACGUCCCUCAUCCGCACCCCUCCGACCUGCCCUGGUGGCAGGCCCUGCCCGUGCAGAUGACCUCGCUGCUGGUCAGCCUGGGCCGCUCGCUGUGGCUGCUGCUGCUCUUCGCCCCGGUGCUGCUGUCGGCCCCCGUGGCCCUGCAGCUGCAGUUCCGGCGGGCGGAGUGGAUGGAGCUGCUGAGGAGGACGUUGGAGGCAGCGGGUCCCGCCUUCAUCAAGUGGGGCCAGUGGGCCGCCACCCGCCACGACCUCUUCCCCCCGGAUAUGUGUGCUGAGCUGGAGCGACUGCACACCCAGGCUCCGGGUCACAGCUUUCGAUAUACACAAGCCGCAAUCGAACGUGCAUUCGGUAUGCCUGUGAACGAGCUGUUCGAAUCCAUAGAUCGAGAUCCAGUGGCUUCUGGAUCCAUCGGUCAGAUCCAUCGUGCCGUACUCAGCGACAAGGGAGCAGCCAUGACGGGUGUGCCCGCGGGCUCCACCGUGGCCGUGAAGGUACGGCACCCGGGUGUGGGGUCCGCCAUCCUGCGGGACUUCGCCACCAUGAUGGCGGUGGCGCACCUGGCCUCCGUGGCGCCCUCCCUGAAGCACCUGAGGCUGGAACAAACACUGUCGCAGUUUGCGGCGCCGCUCAGGGAGCAGGUGGAUCUGUCCCGCGAGGCUAACAACCUCCGCCGCUUCAACCACAACUUCCGUAAAACCCGUCACGUGUCGUUCCCCGUCCCCCUCUACCCGCUGGUCACCCCGGACGUGCUGGUGGAGACGUUCGAGACAGGGGAGCACAUCACGGCAUACAUACAGAGCGACAACAACCCGUACAACCACAGGCUCUCCGAGCUGGGCAGUGGCACCAUGCUUCAGAUGAUGCUGGUGGACAACCUCAUCCAUUCGGAUCUGCACCCGGGGAACAUCCUUGUACGGCUGGAUCCACCGGGGGGGCUGCUGGGACUGCUGUACAGCGCCCUGGACAAGGUCCGUCAUCUCCCCGCGGUAGCCCCGGCUAACAGGGCGCGGAUAGAGCUGCUGCAGCAGAGGUGGUUGCAGCCCUCCCUGGUGCUGCUGGAUGUGGGUAUGGCCACGGAGCUGUCACCCACGGACCAGGUCAAUAUGGUUGGUCUGUUCCGCUCCUUCGCCGCCAUGGAUGGCCGGGCGUGUGGGGACUGGACGUUGAGGUUCUCAGGUGAAUCCCAGUCCUGCCCCGACCCGGAGGCCUUCCGCUUGGCUAUGGAGGAGGCGUUUGAGGAGCUGCACAAGAUGGAUCUGGCAGCGGCGGAGGGGAGGGGGGAGGAGGUCGGCUCGUUCAAGAACGGGGCGGAUGCGCUGGCGUCGGUUUUGGAGCUUGUACGGCAGCAUCAGGUGAGCCUUCCCGGGCACAUAUGCGCGGUGGUGGUGACCACGCUGGUACUGGAGGGCUGGUCCAAUAAGCUGGAUCCGGAUCACUCGGUGCUGACCCAGGUACAGGCCAUGUUCGAGCCGGUGAACGUGCCCUGGUCGCACCGCAUCCCCCAGCUGGUGGACCGGGUCAUGGAGGAGGAGGCCAACCACUUCGCACUGGCCUGA
Molecule: messenger RNA, 2789 nt
Organism: Volvox carteri f. nagariensis
Lineage: Eukaryota; Viridiplantae; Chlorophyta; Chlorophyceae; Chlamydomonadales; Volvocaceae
Exons: 18
Coding region: 60-2789 (909 amino acids)
Source: RefSeq, a predicted model, not a curated record